CAUGGCCGCCAUAUCGAAGGGUAAUCUGCUUUAAAACGAUAACGUAUAUCGAAAGAGUCGAAAUCGCAAGCUAGUCGCGGUCCGUCUGGUACUUAGCGCGUUCGAAAGGUAAAUAUACAAGUCGCGUCUAGCGCGCCCGGAGACAAGCCGUGGCAGAGAGACAGCUGCUCCGAUCGAAGGACAUGAAUAGGAGGGCGGAAGGGAGAGAGGAAGAAAGAGAAAAAUACGAGGCCGAAGCAAAGGGAGAACACCAUAAACAUACAAGAUUGGAUUGGUUCUGCUUUCUCCUUUGUCUGCUGGAUGGAAACAUGUUAUAACACGGAUUUGGAGUUCGAUAUCGCAUCGGGUAUCUAUAUUAUAACAAAAGCAAACAGUUGUGGUAGAGCACAUUUGUUAAUUACAAUUGAGAGAAGCAGGUGCAAAGGGAUUUACGUCAGGGAGGAAAAUAGAAAAGAGUAGAAGUGAGGGUUAAGCGUGAUAGCGGUAAAUGCAGUGGUUGAAGGAGAAAUGGACCCAUCAAUGUUUGUUGCGUACACCACUCAAACAAACGGCGUUCCACUGGAGUCCAAGCUUGCUACCUACAUGAAUCGUCAAAGCCCAGGGGUAACUCUAAGUACCACCGCCAUUACAAAACAUUUGUCGAAUCUUUCUCUGGAUUCGCAGAAAAAGGUAACUGCCAGUCCAGAAUUUGUACCUGGAAGGAGUCUAACUAGUAGCAACAGCAGUUCUCCAAAUCUUUUCAAUAAUUCUUAUCAUUCGCAAGAGAAUGUGGGCGGUACUACUUAUUUUUACCUUGGGAAUGCCGCGACCGAUACUGUUGGUGCCGAGGAAGGAACUGAAACUAUUGUAAAUGUGGGAGCAGGUCAGGUAGGCUAUGUGUAUCCAGGUACACCUGCGCAUCUUCAGCCAGUGAAACCAGUGAAACCUCCAUCGUCUAAUAGCUCUUCUGCUCCUUCUACACCGCCUCCUCAAGCGACACCUAGCUUUUUUGUCAGUGAAAGUUUGCGAAUCGACAUUCUUCAAAAAAAUGCAUUAACAUUAGCGCAACCUGAUGUAGUACGAUUCCCCGACUUACCAAACGAGGUAGAUAAUUAUCACGAGCUGUGUCCACUAGAACCAAUCCAUAAACCUGCCUCAACGAUGCUUGGAUAUCAAACGUCAACGUACAAAGCUACUAGCAUUAAAAGCGGUACGCGUUAUUGUUUACGUCGUAUACAUGAUUUCAGACUUGCUAACACGAAAUGUAUGGUGCUGGUAGAUAUGUGGAAACGAUUGUCGCAUACCAAUUUGGUACAGUUGAGAGAAGUUUUUACUACCAAGGCUUUUGGUGACCAUUCCAUGGUGUUUGUUUAUGAUUAUCAUCCUGGUUCGGAAACGCUACUAAAUAAACAUUUCUCAGCUACUGAAUUAAAUGGGUAUACGGAUCCAUUUUCUUCAGAUCCCAAUGCUCCCCGACCUUAUAGUCAUACUAAAAACACCAUUUUGAGACAACAACAUAGCAGUAUGCUACCAGAGAGUGUCAUAUGGAGCUAUAUAAUUCAACUCACUGCCGCGCUUCGUGUUAUACACGCUGCUGGUUUGGCAUAUAGAUGUUUGGACCCCACAAAAGUGUUGCUCACAUCUCGUACAAGACUUCGUCUAAGUUGCGUGGCCAUACCGGACGUUGUUACAUUCGAUGGAAACGCAGCAAAUCCACUCUCGCUUAUACCACAUUAUCAACAGGAAGAUUUAAUCGCUCUAGGAAAGUUGGUGUUGGCUUUAGCAUGUCGCAGUCUCCUUGCCGUCCAUCGCGACAACAUGCAAGCCUCCCUCGAGCUCGUCGCGCGUUCCUACUCCACGGAUCUUCGAAAUCUCAUUCUGUAUUUACUUUCAAAUCAAGCUCGAAGAAGUGUAACUGAUCUCAUGCCAAUGAUAGGAGCACGAUUUUAUACACAAUUAGACGCGGCUCUGCUACGAUCGGACGUGUUGGAGAAUGAACUUGCCAAGGAGUUGGAAAAUGGGAGAUUAUUUAAGUUACUUGUAAAAUUGGCCACUAUUAACGAAAGACCUGAUCUUAAUAUGGAACCUACGUGGGCAGAGACGGGUGACCGAUACAUGCUCAAAUUGUUUAGGGAUUAUGUUUUCCACCAGGUAGCAGCUGAUGGAAGGCCGUGGUUGGAUAUGGCACAUGUUGUAUCUUGUUUAAAUAAGUUGGAUUCAGGUUCUCAGGAUAAGAUAUGUUUGAUGUCACGAGAUGAACAAAGUGUAUUAGUAGUAAGUUAUGCAGAAUUACGGCAAUGCUUGGAAACCUCAUUUGGAGAACUGGUACAAUCUGCAAAAGAUGCUGUCUAAGUCUGUGUCCCUUUCUUCUUUUUUUUUUCAUCAAUCGACCAGACAGUACAUACUCCGAACCAUAAAUGUGAUAUCACCACUUAGCGGUACUAUCAUUUUAAUCUUUAUCAAGACAUAGGAGAGUGAGAUUCGUCCCGAAAAAUAAAGUUCGGCGAUAAAGAACUAGUACGUGAUCCAGUUUGUAAGCAUGAUUUCAAGUUGAAUCAUUAGAUAUGUGCAGAAUGCAUUCUGGCACUGCCAUUUGAAUGUAAUAUAUGUGUACAAGGGGAUCAUGUGAUGAUACAAACUAGAAGAGUGUUUGAAUUUUGCUGCGGAAGCUAUUAAGGUACUAUACCGAAAUGAAAUAAGUGUACACAACUUAAUAAUGCAAUGAAGUCUUAAGAGAUCUUAAGAACAACACCUAAACACAAUUGGUGUAUAGGAUAGACCUUAGUUUUUAGGAUACAGCUGGUAAGCAUUAAUUUUGAAAUAAAUGUUUAUUUUU
Colletes gigas is the source of this 2815-nucleotide messenger RNA. RefSeq names its product PAN2-PAN3 deadenylation complex subunit PAN3 (gene PAN3). Gene Ontology annotation, cellular component: PAN complex; P-body. Bases 508 to 2331 code for a protein of 607 amino acids. Gene Ontology annotation, molecular function: ATP binding; poly(A) binding; protein kinase activity. The transcript is spliced from 9 exons. Gene Ontology annotation, biological process: nuclear-transcribed mRNA poly(A) tail shortening; mRNA processing; protein phosphorylation. The record is from RefSeq and is a predicted model, not a curated record. Lineage: Eukaryota; Metazoa; Arthropoda; Insecta; Hymenoptera; Colletidae.